Rotaria sp. Silwood1 is the source of this 1017-nucleotide messenger RNA. Lineage: Eukaryota; Metazoa; Rotifera; Eurotatoria; Philodinida; Philodinidae. The record is from the annotation of a GenBank genome assembly.
AUGUUUUCAACAGGAGAUGGUGGUUUCAUUGAUUGUUCUUGGCAUGAAAUUGAAACUUAUUCAAAACAAUUAGAAAGUGAUUUUCUACGCAUAGGAAAACUUGGCGGAGGUACAUAUGGUGAUGUAUUUCAUGUUCGUCAUCGAAUAACUGGUAAAAUAUAUGCUCUUAAACAAAUUCGAGAUGAACAUGAAGCAAAUGGAGUUCCAGCAACAGCUAUGCGUGAAGCAGCAAUUCUAAAACAACUUAAUCAUCCAAAUAUAAUUAAAUUACAAGAUGUUUUUUUAACUGAUCAACGAUGUUAUUUUUUACUUGAAUAUAUGGAUGAAGAUUUAAAACGUUAUUUAGAUAGAAAUCGACCAUUAGAUCGACGAAUAAUUAAAAGUUUUAUGUAUCAAUUAUUAGAUGCUAUAUUUUAUUGUCAUAAACAUCGUAUUAUUCAUCGAGAUUUAAAACCACAUAAUAUCUUAGUUAAUCAUGAAAAUCAAAUCAAAUUAUGUGAUUUUGGUCUUGCUCGUGCUUUUGCUGUUCCAAUGAAAAUUUAUACACAUGAAAUUGUUACAUUAUGGUAUCGAGCACCUGAAAUUUUACUUGGAUCAUUAUUAUAUGGAACACCUGUUGACAUGUGGUCAAUAGGUUGUAUAUUUGGUGAAAUGUAUCAAGGUUGGCCUUUAUUUCGUGGUGAUUCUGAAAUAGAUCAAAUAUUUCAAAUAUUUAAAAUAUUGGGUACACCAAGUGAAGAUGAUUGGCCAAAUAUAUUUUUAUUACCACAAUUUAAAUCAUCUUUUCCAAAAUUUAAAACUCAAAAAAAUCAACUAAGACAAAUUGUAGAUAAUGAUGAAGUAGCCUAUGAUUUAUUUAAACGAUUAUUAAUUUAUGAUCCAACGAUACGUAUAGCUGCUCGAUAUGCUUUACGACAUAGUUAUUUUGCUGGUUAUGAUCCUAAAAAAUCAUUAUCAGCGAUAACAAAUACAAAAGCGAAUCAACAUCCAUAUGAUGAAAAUAAUAAUCUUAUUUAA